CCUUGGGGCAACGAAUAAUUUCUCUGACGGAAUUUUUCCCCUUUGUAGAAAGCUAGGGCUCAUAUCAUAUAUUCAUUGCUCCACUGGCGAUGGCAAUUCCGUCGAUUCACCGCCAUUAGCGACCCCUUCCUUCACACCCAGAUAAUGGAAGGUAAUCAAUGUGAAAGUUCAACGGUGGCAGAGAAUGGCAAUGAAGCUCCAGAUGCCGUAGCUGAUGUAAAGAAGAGGUGUUGGGAUCAAAGAGAAGCUUUACCAGGGGAGCCUCAUUGUGUAAUUUGUUGGCGCUAUGGCGAAUAUAUAUGUGACGAGACGGAUGAUGAUAUAUGCAGCCUUGAAUGUAAACAAACUCUUCUAUGCAGAGUUGCCAGAUCACAGGCCCCAGUUGGUCUCCCACCUCCUACAAGACUACCCACUACGGACGAGUGCUUUUACGUAAGAGAGAAUGAUGAAAAAUUCAAUUCUCAGUCUCUAACUAAUGAUCAGACUGAGUUGCUAAGGAGGAAACUUAAGGUUAAUGUUAGAGGGGACUUGGUUCCGGCACCCGUCUUGUCAUUUAAUUCUUGUAAUCUUCCUCAAAAGCUCCUUGAUAACAUAGAAGCGGCAGGAUAUGAAAUGCCAACUCCCGUUCAAAUGCAAGCAAUACCAGCUGCUUUGGUUGGCAAAAGCCUGCUUGUAUCAGCGGACACUGGUUCAGGGAAAACGGCUUCUUUCUUGGUUCCUGUAAUUGCCUCUUGCUCGAACUUGAAUCACGAAAAAUUCUCAAAUCAGAAAAAACCAUUGUCGAUAGUUCUUACACCUACCAGAGAGCUCUGCAUACAGGUGGAGGAGCAGGCUAAGUUGCUGGCUAAGGGUCUGCCGUUUAAAACUGCACUUGUGGUUGGUGGGGAUCCCAUGGCCGGACAACUGCACCGCAUCAAUCAAGGAGUGGGGGUGAUUAUAGCGACUCCGGGAAGGCUUAUUGAUCUUUUAACAAAACAUGACAUAGAAUUAGACAAUGUUUCAGUUCUGGUUUUGGAUGAAGUGGACUUAAUGCUUCAGAGGGGCUUCCAUGAACAAGUAUUCCAGAUUUUUCAGGCUUUAUCACAACCUCAAGUUUUGAUGUAUUCUGCGACAAUAUCAAAAGAAGUCGAGAAGAUGGCUUGCUCAAUGGUGAAAGGUAUUACUGUUGUCUCUGUUGGGAAGCCAAACAAGCCAAACGGGGCUGUGAAGCAAAUGCCCAUUUGGGUUGAGUCGAAGAAAAAGAAACAAAAGCUUUUUGACAUACUGUUGAGCAAACAGCACUUUAUGCCACCAGUUGUUAUAUUUGUUGGUUCGAGACUUGGCGCAGACCUACUUUCUGAAGCAGUGGCGGUAACCACUGGAAUUAAAGCUUUAUCAAUCCAUGGAGAAAAGCCGAUGAAAGAGAGGAGAGAAAUCUUAAGGUCUUUUCUCGUUGGAGAGGUUCCAGUGCUUGUGGCCACAGGGGUUUUGGGUCGAGGAAUUGAUCUCUUGGGUGUGAGGCAGGUUAUAGUUUUUGAUAUGCCUAUUUCUAUUAAGGAGUAUGUUCACCAGAUUGGAAGGGCAUCCAGGCUGGGGGAGGAGGGUACAGCAAUUGUCUUCGUAAAUGAGGAGAACAAGAAAAUAUUUCCAGAGUUGGUUGAUAUUUUGAAGUCAUCUGGAGCUCCUAUUCCUAGGGAGCUUAAUUCGCGAUACACAAAGACUACUUUUCCUUUAGGCAAGGGCCAGAAGAAAAGGAAGCAUAGUAGCUGAAGUUUCAGUGCCACUACACAUUCACCGGGGUCCUAUUUGGAGCAGAAAAAUGGAGGAUGAGGUUCAAAUAAGGUUCAUUGGCCACCCACCCUUUAUUCUGGACUCUGUUUAAAUCAGAUCCCCUCUGUAGAGUUUAAUGGUAACUGUGAUUGAUUGAGCAACAUUACCAGUGUGCGCUUCUCCUUUAUGAGGUAUGACCCCCUCUGUUAAACUUGGCGGACAAAUUUAUCAAAACGGGGCACACCUAUCACUGUAAUGCUGCGGUCAUUAUUUUGGACAAUGAUGUAUCACUGCAUGUGUCUGCAGGUUAGAGACUUGCUUAUGGUGGCAGGUGGCCUCAUUUUAAGCUGUAUGAAUUCUGCCAGGUGUAAAAAGGCAGAGUCAGUACGGCGGGAAGUUCUGCUCGUUGCCUCUUUGAAUGGAACAUAAAGGUUGAGACAAGCCAUCAGUCGCAAACUAUUGGUUAAAACUUGCUAUCCUCCUGUGACAUUCUAAUGGAAAUCUGAUCAAUAGGUUCCUUGGGACCUAGGAUGAUCUGCUUAUCUGAGUUUUACUUUACAUCUUUGUACCAUAUAGAAUCUCACCGAAAGUAAUACCAACCUAUGAUAUGAGCAUCAUGUCGUUCCUUUAUAUUUUCCUCUUUGUGAUGCGUUGAUUAACAUAAAAUGUACUGUGGAUGUAAAUAAAAGGGUUCUGGGAUCUUGCAUUUACCA
This is a messenger RNA of Rhododendron vialii, 2462 nucleotides long. RefSeq names its product DEAD-box ATP-dependent RNA helicase 41. The transcript is spliced from 3 exons. Bases 145 to 1749 code for a protein of 534 amino acids. Gene Ontology annotation, molecular function: RNA binding; RNA helicase activity; ATP binding. The record is from RefSeq and is a predicted model, not a curated record. NCBI's taxonomy places the organism in Eukaryota, Viridiplantae, Streptophyta, Magnoliopsida, Ericales, Ericaceae.